AUGUCACCGCACGCGACGAACGAGUCCACUGUCCCGACGGGGACGAACAGCUGGUGGAAGGAGGCAACGAUUUACCAGGUUUACCCAGCGUCCUUCUGUGAUUCCAACGGCGAUGGAUGGGGCGACAUCCCUGGCGUAAUCGCCAAGAUCCCCUACCUGCACUCCCUCGGCAUCGAUGUCGUCUGGCUAUCCCCGAUGUACGACUCACCUAUGCACGACAUGGGCUACGACGUGUCCGACUAUGAGAACGUCCUGCCCGCCUACGGAACCGUACAUGAUGUCGAGAAGCUUGUCGAAGCCUGCCACGAACGCGGCAUGAAGCUCAUCCUCGACCUCGUCGUGAAUCACACCAGCGACCAACACAAGUGGUUUAAGGAGUCUCGCAGCAGCAAGGAUAACCCGAAACGUGAUUGGUAUUUCUGGCGCCCGCCGAGAUACGACGAGAAAGGGAAUCGCUUGCCGCCGAGUAAUUACCGCGGAUACUUUGCUGGGAGGACAUGGGAUGAACACACACAAGAAUACUACCUCAACCUCUACGCCCCCUCCCAACCAGACCUCAACUGGGACAACAAGGAAACCCGCGAAGCAAUCUAUAACAGUGCGAUCCGAUUCUGGCUCGACAAAGGCAUCGACGGAUUCCGCGUCGACACGGUAAACAAAUACAGCAAGCACACUGCCUUCCCGGAUGUCCCCAUCACAGACCCAAAGAGCUACAUCCAACCCGCAAUCGAAAUGUGGUGCAACGGUCCUCGAAUCCAUGAGUUCCUGCGCGAAAUGUACGACUCCGCCCUCUCUCCCUACGGCGAUAUUGUCACAGUCGGCGAGCUGGCAAACACGCCGGAUCCCGCACAGGUCCUUGAAUACGUUGGUGCCAAGGCGAAGGAGUUGAGCAUGGUGUUCCACCUUGAUAUCGGACAUAUUGGCAUGGGGGCGUUGGCAGACAAAUACAUCUUCCAUCCGUGGCAGCUGACCCAGAUGAAAUCUGUUGUGAACAAAUGGCAGUCAUUCGUCGAGGGCACGGAUGGGUGGACGACUGCUUUCUGCGAGAACCAUGACAACGGGCGCUCGGUGUCGAGGUUUGGAGAUGAUAGUCCUGCUUUUCGAGAGGUGUCGGCAAAAAUGCUGGCUCUCAUGAUGAUUUCGAUGACCGGAACGUUGUUUAUUUACCAAGGUCAGGAAAUUGGAAUGAUUAACGCGCCGAAGGAUUGGCCUAUUGAUGAAUAUCGUGAUAUUGAAGGGCUGGGGUAUUAUCGGGAAGCUGUCAAGCAGACAGAGAGUGGAGCCGAUCGGACGCGCAAGAAGAAAAUUAUGGAUGGAUUACGGAUUCUCGCACGCGAUCACUCCAGAUUGCCCAUGCAGUGGGAUAAUUCCGCGCAUGCGGGUUUCACGACAGGAAAGCCUUGGAUGAGGGCGCAUGAUUUGUACCCGGAAAUCAAUGUGAAAAACCAAGAGGGUGAUUCGCAGAGUGUGCUGUCGUUUUGGAAAAAUGUGCUGCGCCUGCGAAAAGAGUAUCGGGAGCUUUUCAUCCAUGGUGCGUUUGAGGUGCUGGAUUUUGAGAACCUCCAGACGUUUUGUUUCACGAAGUCGAGAGACUACAAGCAGGCGCUUGUCAUUCUCAACUUCACGUCGGAGAUUCAGCCUUUUACACAGGCCGAUAAGGUUUCGGAUAUGCGAUUACUUGUUGGGAAUUAUGAAAAAUCGGCUGGUGAAAUGCUUCGGCCGUUUGAAGGGAGAAUCUAUAUUAACUAG
Penicillium argentinense is the source of this 1749-nucleotide messenger RNA. RefSeq names its product alpha-glucosidase. The transcript is spliced from 3 exons. Gene Ontology annotation, molecular function: alpha-amylase activity. Gene Ontology annotation, biological process: oligosaccharide catabolic process. NCBI's taxonomy places the organism in Eukaryota, Fungi, Ascomycota, Eurotiomycetes, Eurotiales, Aspergillaceae. The coding region runs from base 1 to 1749 and encodes 582 amino acids. The record is from RefSeq and is a predicted model, not a curated record.